UAUUGAACGUACCCCGACAGACUUGUCAACACAACAGAAAAAAAAACCUUUGUCGCUUACUUCAAGCAGUUAACUUCCAAAUGCCAAGGAAAUUUGGAAACAGGUUGGAGCUGCUCUUCGUCGUGAAACUUCUUCCAGCAGCAGUAGAGCCUCAGCUUGUGUCGAGCAGUAGUUGUUUUUAGUGCUAACGCCAUCGUAGCUAAGCUAAUGCUCCUGCUAACCGUAACGUAAUGACAGACGAACCAACAGCAGUAGCUGUUAGAAGUAAGCACUGCUACUUUAUCUGCAUUAACUCUGAAUACAUUGCUACGAAACGGGUCCAUCCUCUAGUUAGGUAGCGACUGACACCGGCACAUAAUUUUCUCCACUGUCUUUUUGCUAUUUGGGCUAACGAUUGGCUCAGAAUGGGGAUGUGUUUGUCUUGCUUUGGUGGAGCAGCGGACGACAUUGCAACUCCAGACCCUGUGACCAGGAGGCAACAGUUAGCUGAAGCUGCUGAGAAAAGGCAAAAAGAGACAGCAUACAGGGGAGUCAAAAAUCCAGAAGCAGUUGAAAGGAAAAGGAAAAAACAAGAGGAAACAGAAAAACAAGCGAUGAGCAGCUCUGUGUCUGGUGGUGGUGGUGGUGGGUUGAAGUGGCAGGUGGGAUGAACAGCUGCUGGUCAAAUCUGAAGUCCUGGGUCUGAAGUCUACAUGAAGAAAUACUACAAGAUGACUUGAUGAUGUCAGAACGGCUGUUCAUUUCCAGCUUUUUUCCCUAAAGUUUUUUUUGAGUUGCGAGAAAAACAGUCACAGCUGUCAAGUGUCAUGCAAAAUAAACCAACGUGAACGGAGAACAGUCGGACUGCUCCCCAGUCACAGCAUCCAGAUUGGACCACAGACCGCCUGCUAGUGGUUAGUUUUAUUGGAUAGAGGUUCAACACUAUACUUAACUUAAGCAGUAUUUUUACUCACGCUUUUCAUGUUUAGAUAUUGUUUUCGCUACAUGUAAUUUAUGCUUCUUAACUGCACAUUUCUUGCUGUUUUCAUGUCAUUUUGUAUUCAUGGGUUUAUAUUGACAUUGCAUGCCACCGUUAUUGCAGCAUGUUUGCAAAUUGCAUAUUUACAUUGAAUUCACACAGUUAAUGUUUACAGAGAAGAUACUACAUUUAUUUGCAGUACUACUACAGUGUGCUUCAAGGUACCACCAUUUUCACCUUGGUCAGGGCUUCUUAGUUGUUACCUAACAUUUGAGGAAGUUCAGCACAAAUUCUCCACCUGCAGAGAUGUGCUGCGACUGCAGACAAUGCAACAUUUUAUCAUGCAAACUGAAAACUGUGCAGUUUACCUUCACAGACUCUGUUUAACAGCAGUCUGACCUUCACCAGUACUCUGACACACUCUCCUACAAGUCACUUUUAAGUUUGCUUUGAGUUAUAAUGAAUGUGCAACGCUAAUGUGUUUGUAGCUUGAUUCAUAUGGGCUAUAGGAUAGAUUGAAGUCAAUAGUUAGCACACCAAAUUAAUUCUAUUUGACACAGGUGAUCUGACUUAAUGAAUGUGAAGAUGUGUUCAAAUAAAUAUCUGACGUAAAGAUCAUCAGAGUACACAUAUGUGAUGUUGUAAUCCUUGAUGACGCUCGUUUGAGUGUACUUCCUGUGGCCUCUUACAGUGGUGCUCAGUCUCUCUCUCUCCUCGCUCUUUUUCAAUUUGUAGACAAGAAAAGCCAAUGUUAUUUGCUACAAUAAAUUGUAUUUCUGC
Messenger RNA from Cynoglossus semilaevis (tongue sole), 1738 nucleotides. RefSeq names its product small VCP interacting protein (gene svip). The record is from RefSeq and is a predicted model, not a curated record. The coding region runs from base 405 to 650 and encodes 81 amino acids. Gene Ontology annotation, cellular component: endoplasmic reticulum membrane. Lineage: Eukaryota; Metazoa; Chordata; Actinopteri; Pleuronectiformes; Cynoglossidae. Gene Ontology annotation, biological process: negative regulation of ERAD pathway; negative regulation of VCP-NPL4-UFD1 AAA ATPase complex assembly; positive regulation of autophagy. The transcript has 4 exons.